Messenger RNA from Magallana angulata, 3597 nucleotides. RefSeq lists its product as uncharacterized. The coding region runs from base 1 to 3597 and encodes 1198 amino acids. Gene Ontology annotation, molecular function: nucleic acid binding; zinc ion binding. Gene Ontology annotation, biological process: DNA integration. The record is from RefSeq and is a predicted model, not a curated record. The transcript has a single exon. NCBI's taxonomy places the organism in Eukaryota, Metazoa, Mollusca, Bivalvia, Ostreida, Ostreidae.
AUGGCGCGAUACGCGGACCAGUUUGCUGAGGCCAGAACAGUGACAUCCUCUUCACUUACGCAAAAACCGCUCUUUGACAGACGACAGCAGUCCGAUAGACAACCGCCGUACAAAGAUUCCGUGCAACAAAACCAAUCUGGAAAUGCAGUGAAGUGUUAUGAGUGCGGACGACAAGGACAUAAAGCCUUUAACUGCAACUUCCGCAAAAGUCCGAAUAACAGGCCGUUUAAUUCGAGCGAGAAACAAGAAACAACACCGAAACAUACUUACCCUAGUGAUUUUCAACGUGGGUCGUACAAUAAUGGGAACCAUGGAUAUCCAGGACGCGGUAGAGGUCGCCAAGGAGCCGCGAGUGUCGUCGAGAAACAUGGAAACUUACCGUGUGUUGGUGAUUCGGUUGCUUUCUGUGAAACGGAAAUGCCAGUUGUGAAGGGAUGUGUUGGCAAUAAACUAGUGACUGUGCUAAGAGACACAGGUUGUAGUGGUGCCGUUAUUCGUAGAGAACUGGUAAACGAUGAUCAACUAACAGGGACAUCUCAACGAUGCAAGUUAGCAGACGGUCGUAUUAUUGAUUCAGAUGUGGCUAGAAUUGAUGUCGAUACUCCUUACUUUACCGGAAGUGUUGAUGCUUGGUGCUUUGAUUCGCCUUCGUACGAUCUUAUUCUUGGUAAUAUUCGUGGAGUAAGGAAACCACAUGAACCAAAUCCAGCCUGGAUUCAUUCCGUUGAAAACAUAGCAGCUGUUGAAACGCGUGCGCAACUGAAAAAGAAACAGUCUCCAUACAAACCAUUGAAAGUAUCGGAAGCAAUACGGGAUGAAUCGCCGGAGGAUAUCUUACAAGAACAACGAAACGACGAGACACUGAAAAAGUUAUGGAGCUUAGCUGAGAGUGGACAGCUUAAACAUUUCAGUGACGGCGGAUUUUCAAAAAUGUGUGAACGGAAGCAAAUGUUGUUCAGAGAAUUUUGCAGUCCCAAAGUGUCCAGUGGAAAACUUUUCCGACAGUUAAUCGUUCCCCGGAAAUACAGAACUAUCGUUAUGAAGAUAGCACAUGAAACGCUGAUGGGUGGUCAUCUGGGAUCAAAGAAAACAACCGACAGAGUAGUGUCCGAAUUUUACUGGCCAGGAAUUCAGUCAGACAUUAGACGGUUUUGCAGAUCAUGUGACGUGUGUCAGCGGACUAUUCCAAAAGGAAAAGUACCUGCAGUACCGUUAGGACAAAUGCCGCUAAUUACAGAAGCGUUUCAACGAGUAGCAGUUGAUCUUAUAGGCCCUCUCCAACCAGUUACCGACAAAGGGAAUCGUUACAUUCUGACGCUUGUCGAUUACGCAACCCGUUAUCCCGAGGCUAUUCCACUUCCUGGAAUUGAGACAGAGCGAGUAGCGGAGGCACUGGUAGACAUCUUUAGUAGAUUAGGAGUUCCGAUCGAGAUGCUAACAGAUCAAGGAUCGCAAUUCACAUCGGACGUAAUGAAAGAAGUGAGCCGUCUGUUGUCAUUUAAACGGAUUACUACUACUCCGUAUCACCCCAUGUGUAAUGGACUCGUCGAGAAGUUCAAUGGUACGUUGAAACAGAUGCUAAAGAGGAUGUGUGCUGAGCGACCAAGAGACUGGGAUAAGUACAUCAACCCAUUACUCUUUGCAUACCGUGAAGUACCACAGGAGAGCCUUGGUUUUUCGCCGUUUGAUCUUCUCUAUGGACGUACUGUUCGUGGUCCGAUGACAAUUCUUAAAGAACUUUGGACAAAGGAAAUUCCUGACGAGGACGUUAAGACAACGUAUCAAUACGUACUUGACUUACGCACACGAUUGGAAGAAACAUGUGACAUACCUCGCCAAAACUUGGAGAAAGCUUCAAAACGUCAGCGCAAGUACUACAACAGGAAAACGCAAGGUCGUCAGAUGAAAGAGGGAGACACAGUACUGUUUCUUCUACCGACAAAGUCAAACAAACUCCUCAUGCAAUGGAAGGGACCUUAUAGUGUAAUACAGAAGAUAGGACAUAUGGACUACAAGAUCGAUAUGGGAGGCAAGCUGAAAACUUUCCACGCAAAUCUUCUUAAGAAGUAUGUUGAACGAGAUACAUUGAACUGUGGUGUUUUGUCAACAUGUGCAAUUUCAUUCAUAGACUUUAGUGACCUAGAUGAUGAUGAACAACAGGACUCUAUUCUUAUGCCACCUGUUACUCAAACCGAAACAGCAAAGGACAUAAAGUUUGCAGACAGACUAACACCAGAUCAGUUGGAAACUGCUAAAUCACUGUGUGAUUCGUUCUCAGAUGUAUUUAUGGAUAUACCUGGAAUGACGAACUUAGUGGAGCAUAAGAUUGUUGUGACAUCGUCUGAACCUGUGCGUGUGAAACCAUAUCCAAUUCCGUUCAGUACAGAGAAAACAAUUACAGAAGAAGUUCAGAAAAUGCUACAGUUGAAUGUGAUUGAGCCAUCAUCUUCCCCUUAUUCAGCUCCAGUUGUCAUAGCUCGGAAGAAAGAUGGAACGAAUCGAUUUUGCAUUGAUUAUAGACGACUGAACUGUGCUACGGUAUUUGAUGCAGAACCAAUGCCCAGUCCAGAAAGCAUAUUUUCAAAAAUGACCGGAAAGAAGUUUGUGUCAAAGAUAGACUUAAGCAAAGGAUACUGGCAAGUACCGAUGGCUGACGAGAGUAAGCCGCUUACAGCCUUUUCCACACCAUCCGGAUUGUACCAAUUCAGGACAAUGCCGUUUGGUCUUGUAAACGCGCCGGCAACAUUUAGUCGUAUGAUGAGAAAACUACUUCAAGGUAUGAACGGCGUAGAAAACUUUAUCGAUGAUGUCAUUGUUUUUACAGAUACCUUUGAAGAACAUCUACACAUACUGAAGACUGUGUUCGAACGACUCAGAGAUGCGGGACUUGCGGCCAGACCGACAAAAUGUUUCAUCGGAUUUGACAAGAUUGACUGUUUGGGACAUAUGGUGGGCAACAAGUGUCUAGAACCAGAACAGGACAAGAUUGAUGCAGUCAGAAAUGCGCCAAUACCACAAACCAAGAAACAGGUUCGUGCCUUCCUAGGCUUAGCAGGAUUCUACAGAAAGUUUAUUCCGAAUUUCUCUGCGAUAGCCAUUCCACUUUCUGAUCUUACGAAGAAGGGCCAACCAAAUAAAGUUAUUUGGACUGAAAGUCAGCAACGAGCUUUUGAUACAUUGAAACACAUGUUAUCAGAAAGGCCAAUAUUGAAGUUGCCAGAAUUUAAUGAAACCUUCAUUUUACGCACGGACGCUGCAGAUGAUGGGAUAGGUGCUGUGCUGUUACAGAUGGAGGAUGACGAGAAACUACCCGUAGCGUACGCCAGUAGGAAACUUCAACCAAGAGAAAAGGCAUACGCUGUUAUCGAGAAGGCGUGUUUGGCGGUAGUGUGGGGAAUACAGAAGUUCCACCAGUACCUUUAUGGACGCGAGUUUCUACUUGAAACUGAUCACCAACCCCUGACCUACCUUAACAAAGCAAAGACAGAGAACUCCAGACUGAUGCGUUGGGCUUUGCAGCUUCAGCCAUACCGCUUUAGGAUCAUUGCAAUCAAAGGAAGCGACAAUGUGGGUGCGGAUUACCUGAGUCGUCAGUGA